UAUGAUACGACAUUCUACAGAAUAAAUAUAGCAUUCUAGCUUGCACUAUUGCAGCUAAUCGAUUGGCAUUAAAAUGCCUCCGUAGCUUUCCUUCUCCUUUAAACAGGAAGUUCCAUUUGACAAGACAGAGGCUGCUAGUAAAGGACAACUUGUAGGUGCAAAAGUCAGAUUCUGACUAGGAUAUAGCCACUGUUAAGAGAAAUCUGAUAUGAACUGUAUGCCAAAGUUAGAGCUGUUUGGAUAGCUCAUUAGGCAGUGGUAAUUAUAUUAUAUUAAGCAGAGGUAUUUAUGGCAUGAGAUGGUUGCAAUGUUAGAUUAAAUAUUACAAAUCUAGAUUUUGCAGUUCACAGGAUAUGCAUGUCUGUGGUUAUGCAAGAGGGGUAGAUGGAGCUAGUACAGUAGUAGUAGUAGUAGUAGUAGUAGUAGAAGUGAGAAGAUUGCAAUCAGAGAGGGGAAACGUGAAGUUACUGAAGGAAUUUACUACUGAGUGAGUGGGGAAAUCCAAGCACAGAGAUAAGACCACUACAGAGCAAUUUUCUAAGUUUCCUCAGAACUAGUAAAAUAAUGGUAAUGAUAAGGUACAACAGUUAUAGCCUAAUCUUUCUGGAGUUGUCAUUCUCCUCCUGUGGUUGAGCACGGGAGUUGUGGGGCUGCCCUCCCUUAACUGCCCCAUUCAUAUCUCUUUUGUGUCAGAGUGAUCUAGAAAUAGAAAUAUUUCAAUAUUCCAGUAUUUUCUUCCUUGCUUGCUCUUCCAAAGCUAAUGUAUCUGUCAGUACAUCCACUGCGGGAGAAUUCCAGAACUUUACAGCUCUCACAGUAAAAAUCCCUUUUUGCACCUUAAGAUGGAACCUCCUAUCUUCUAAUCGGAAUAGGUGCUCUUGUCUGCUGGAAUGGCCUACUGUGGCGUUUAUUAUAUGGUCGUUUAAUAUAGUUAUUUGAUGCCCCCUUAAGCACCUUUUCUCCAGCGUAUCCCAACUUGGCCAGUCUUUCCCCAUAGCUGAGACCUUUCAAUCCCUUUAUCAGCUUAAUUUACUCUGCCUAAGACUUUAAUUCAAUAAUAUCCUUUAUGAGCACUUGAGAUCAAAAUGGCAGUGCAUUUUCUAGACAGGGUCUUGUCAGUGCUCAUAGAGAGAAUUACCCUCUCCUAUAAAUCCAUACCUUUUUUGAUACAAGAUAGUAGUGCACUCUUGUUGCUGACUGCUAUUGCUUGCUACACAUUUUUUAUCCACAAGAACCCUAAAGGAGACUUACCAUCCUCGUGCACAAUUAGUGCCAUUUAUGAUGGUGGCAUGGUGCAGAACAAAAAAACAGAGAAAAAUAUUCUCUAGUUGCACCCUGAAACACAACUCUCAGAAAGGAACCUGACCCUCACUGUGUAUGCAACAGCAUUACUGAUACAGGAGAAGCAAGAAGAAGGCAACAUGAGGGUGUAUGCUGCUUGAGGCCUCUACAAGCUUCUUGUUCACCAUUAAUUGGUGGCCCCCCAGUUAUGUGGCAGUGACAGGCAAUUUCUACAGAAAAUAGUGUUGCUGCAGAUAUAUUUUGUUAGGGAGGGGUGUAGAGAUAUACAGUAUAUAUAUAUAGUGAUACUGAAAUGGUGAAGAUAAUGAGGUUUUCCACAUUACUACUAAAACAAUAUACACUGCAUCAGCUCAGAGGCACUACAGGAAAAAAUAAGGCAAUUUUAUUGUUUGCACAUUGUUUGGAUGAUGGUAUCUUAAAAUCUCUCCUGGCAGUUAAAUCUGUUAAGAGCCAUCUAAUGACUCUAUGGUCUUAACUAGUAAGGAAGUUCUAAAUGACAUGCAACAUGAGGAAUGUAUAAAUAUGCAUCACUGAACAUAAUGGACAACAUGGAACACAUCCUAUCCUCUAACCAAUCACAAUGCAGGCCUUUCUGUAUAAAUUGGCUGAAUUUUGUUUCCUUUCAUAUCAUCUUGUCAGUGGUUCAGGCAAACCCAGACUGCUGUAUUGCCCCUGUUUAUAACAAAUAUGAGGGUCUCACCUAUCUGUUUUGUGCUGCUGGCUAUGCUAAUAGUGGCUGCAGAAGUAAGGAGUGACAACCAGUUUGUGAAGCUCUGUGGGAGAGAAUUCAUUCGCGCAGUCAUAUACACAUGUGGAGGCUCUAGAUGGAGAAGACUUUUGCCUGAAUUACCCCAAGACACAGCUGACAGUGACAAUUACUUGUCUUUGUAUAAUGGCGGGAUAGAACGAACAGAACCUUUGGAGUACCAUCUACAACAAGCCAGCUCCCAAGAAGAUGAGUUUUUUCAGAAGACAGAAUCAUUGGAAGCACUGUGGGAUACACAGAAAAAGUAUUUUCAAGAGAAACGGGACUUGAAUGAACUGUUAACAACAGCCUGCUGUAAAAAUGGCUGCAAGAAAAAAGACUUAAGCUCUUUAUGCUAA
Xenopus laevis (African clawed frog) is the source of this 2406-nucleotide messenger RNA. RefSeq names its product insulin like 5 L homeolog (gene insl5.L). The record is from RefSeq and is a predicted model, not a curated record. Gene Ontology annotation, molecular function: hormone activity; G protein-coupled receptor binding. The coding region runs from base 1990 to 2406 and encodes 138 amino acids. Gene Ontology annotation, cellular component: extracellular region. The transcript is spliced from 2 exons. Lineage: Eukaryota; Metazoa; Chordata; Amphibia; Anura; Pipidae. Gene Ontology annotation, biological process: signal transduction; positive regulation of feeding behavior.